AUGAACAAAGUCUUCAGACAUCAGUUGAGGAAAUCUGUAUUGGUGUUCUUUGAUGAUAUACUGGUUUACAAUCGUACUUGGGAGGAGCACCUCAGUCACCUAGAUACAGUUUUGAGCAUUCUGAGCAGGGAGUCCUUGUAUGCCAAGGAAUCCAAAUGUGACCUUGGAAUGACUGAGUUAUUGUACUUGGGCCAUAUUAUCAGUGCAGAGGGAGUGCGGAUGGAUCUCGAGAAGAUUUGUGCUAUUGUAGAUUGGCCUACUCCAGUGAACCUCACUCAGUUGCGUGGGUUCUUGGGCCUAUGUGGUUUCUACCGCCGUUUUGUUAACGGUUAUUCGUGCCAUGCGGCACCUUUGACAGACUUGAUGAAAAAGGGUGCCUUCUUAUGGACUCCUCAGGCCCAGGAGUGUUUUGAGAGGUUCAAGGAGCUCAUGACUUCAUGUCCAGUACUUGCUACACCUGACUUCUCGAAGUCAUUUGAGUUACAAUGUGAUGCCUCUGGUGAGGGCAUUGGGGCGGUGCUUAUGCAGGACAAACACCCUAUUGCCAUGAGAGUAGGAAACUCCGUGGACCUGAGAGAAUUUACAGCAUUUAUGAUAAGGAAAUGUGUGAUAGAGGGGUCAGUAGUGGACAGCAGGUAUAAAGUUGUAAAUGAAUUGAUCAUUUAUAAGGGGAGAGUGUACUUGAUCCCAGGAUCGGAGUUGAGGAGAAGGGUACUGCGGUUCUGUCAUGAUGAACCGAUAGCAGGACAUCUCGGGUUUUUCAAAACCUAUAGACAGGUGCGUGAGCGCUUCACAUGGAAAGGGCUCAAGGCGGAUGUUCUACAGUAUGUUAGAGAGUGCCUUGUUUGGUUACCGAGAGCGCAGGGACGUGAUUGCAUAUUUGUGGUUGUGGAUCGUUUGACGAAGUAUGCUCACUUCUAUCCGAUCACCACCACUUAUUCAGCUAUUCAGGAGCUUUUCAGACUCUGUGGGACCGAUCUUACACUGAGCACCAGUUACCACCCUCAGACUGAUGGCCAGACUGAGAUAGUUAACAAAUGGGUGGAGGGAUACCUCAGGAACUAUAUUUCAGGGCAGCAAAAGGCGUGGGUGAAGUGGAUUUACCUCUGUGAGUACUGUUACAAUACCACUCACCACAUGUCCAUUCAAAUGACUCCCUUUACAACACUGUACGGGUAUGAACCUCCCAGUUUCAUUGACUUAUUGUUGAGUGACAGUAGGGUGCCUAGUGUGGGAGACAUGAUACAGGAGAGUCAGGACAUUGUGAAGACUCUUAAGGAAAAUAUAGCCAAGGCACAAAAUCAGCAAAAACAAUAUGCUGAUCAGAAGAGGACAGAGAGGUCAUUUGAGGUAGGAGACAUGGUGUAUUUGAUGUUGCAGCCUUAUCGACAGUCUACUCUCAGGAGGAGUGGAGUAGAGAAGCUCAAGCCUCAAUAUUAUGGCCCUUUCAGAGUAACCAAGCGUAUAGGUGAGGUGGCUUAUGAGUUGGAUUUACCGGUAGAUAGUAGAGUACACAAUGUGUUUCAUGUGUCACAUCUCAAAAAGGCGUUGGGACACCGUAUUGUUCCUUCCACGGUCUUACCACCCCUGGAUGAUGAGGGAAAGUUGAUACUCGUACCUAAGGCUAUCAUUGAGUUCAGGGAGAGGAAUUUCAGGAGACGAACUAUCACAGAAUACCUGGAGUUUUGGCCAAGGGUUUCAGCAGAAGAUUCUUCUGCAGUGAUCAGAGGUAUUGGUAUAGGAAAACGUGGGACUCUUGUACAACAGCAUCAGAGGCUGUGA
Messenger RNA from Cryptomeria japonica (Japanese cedar), 1782 nucleotides. RefSeq lists its product as uncharacterized. The record is from RefSeq and is a predicted model, not a curated record. Gene Ontology annotation, molecular function: nucleic acid binding. NCBI's taxonomy places the organism in Eukaryota, Viridiplantae, Streptophyta, Pinopsida, Cupressales, Cupressaceae. Bases 1 to 1782 code for a protein of 593 amino acids. The transcript is spliced from 5 exons. Gene Ontology annotation, biological process: DNA integration.